AUCACGUCCUGUGAUUAGGUGACGUUUACCCAGGUGUGCGUCAGUCGUCAAUAGUUUCGAACAAAUUUCUACGUCGUAAACUGCAACCCAUUUACUUUAAUAUCGUUCCUUUGUUGAUUUUUAAUGAUAAACCACCACAAUGUUAACGUCGCACAUCGCCACGGUGCUCCGGCAAGCAGUAGUAACGUUCGCCAACAAAGAAAUGUUUUAUCAAAACUUGGAAAUUCUGAAAGCCCUUUUGGACAAAACGACUGGGGAAGACGUGAAUCUGCACCCUCAGUUCAUGACCGAAGAUUUGUGGCAACGCCCGAACAAAGCCCCGGUGACAUACGUGGACAUUUAUGAAGACUACAAUCUCACAAUAGGUAUAUUUAUUUUGAAGCCAAAUAUGAAGCUACCUCUACACAACCACCCCCAAAUGCACGGUUUGAUUAAAGUCGUCGGGGGAAAAAUCAAAGUCACCAGUUAUUCGUUAAACACGGAAAAGACGCAGCAGUUGGACAAUAAGAAUGCGGCGGUUGUUACUAAAUUUAUCACUGCUGAGCGCAGCGUUGAGACUGUGCUGGAGACGCAUAGUGAGUGUUGUUUGCUUGAACCGGAAGUAAGGAAUUUACAUGAAAUUGAGAGUGUUGGAGGACCUGCUGCGUUUAUUGAUAUUCUGGCGCCUCCGUAUGAAACGGCGACUCCAGGAGGGAACGUCCGGAAGUGUAGUUACUACAGGGUGUUGAGAGAGAUCGCCCCCAGUGUGUUCAGGUUGCAGGAAAUCUCGUCGCCGUCGUGGUACUGGACUGAUUCAUUCCCAUACACUGGGCCUGACCUGUCUUAGCCAAAGUAUUUUUUGUACUUAUGUUUAGUUACAUAGUUUUUGUUAUCUA
This is a messenger RNA of Zophobas morio, 875 nucleotides long. Its product is annotated as 2-aminoethanethiol dioxygenase. The record is from RefSeq and is a predicted model, not a curated record. Gene Ontology annotation, molecular function: oxidoreductase activity, acting on single donors with incorporation of molecular oxygen, incorporation of two atoms of oxygen. NCBI's taxonomy places the organism in Eukaryota, Metazoa, Arthropoda, Insecta, Coleoptera, Tenebrionidae. The transcript has a single exon. Gene Ontology annotation, cellular component: mitochondrion. The coding region runs from base 140 to 826 and encodes 228 amino acids.